CAAUCGGGCAGCAGAAAGCCGGUUCCUGCCGUGUUAGCGGAUCUCCCUCUCUAUAUAAAGGCUGGGAGAGAGCUCAUCCAGCGCUGUGAGCCACACACACCAGGAAGUCUUCCAGCAUGAGUUACUCUCUGGAAACUAUAGGAAGCCCCUCUUAUAGGAGGAUGGCCGAGACCAGGACCAUCUACAGCCGGACCAGCAGCUCCCCAUCCAGUGGCUUCAGGUCCCAGAGCUGGUCCAGGAGCAGUCCCAGCACCAUCUCCUCCUAUAAGAGGAGCAACCUGGCUGUCCCCAGAGGGUACAGCUCCAGUGACAGCCUGGACCUAAGCCAGUCCUCAGUCUACAAUGGGGACCUCAAGCAAGUCCGAUCCAGCGAGAAGGAACAACUGCAAGGACUCAAUGACCGCUUCGCCGGCUACAUCGAGAAGGUCCAUUACCUGGAGCAGCAGAACAAGGAGAUCGAGGCGGAGAUCCAGGCCCUGAGACAGAAGCAGAGUGGACACAGCCAGCUGGGGGAUAUGUACGAAGAUGAAAUGCGGGAACUUCGCUCCAACCUGGAGGCUCUCAGCCACGAGAAGGCGCAGAUCAUGCUGGACACCGAGCACCUGGAGGAAGACAUGCAGAGGCUAAAGGACAGGUAUGAAGAAGAAGCUCGGAUCAGGGAUGACACCGAGGCCAUGAUCAGGGCUAUGAAGAAGGACAUGGAUGACACGUCCUUGGUCAGGGUGGAGCUGGACAAGAAGGUGCAGAGUCUCCAGGAAGAGGUGGCCUUCCUCAAAAGUAACCACGAUGAGGAGGUCAACGAGCUCCUGGCCCAGAUCCAGGCUUCACACAUCACGGUGGAAAGGAAAGACUUCCAGAAGACAGACCUGGCCUCCGCCUUGAGGGAAAUCCGCUCCCAGCUGGAGGGACACUCCAACCAGAACAUGGUGGAGACAGAGGAGGUCUUCAGGUGCAGGUAUGCCAAGCUGACCGAGGCUGCCGAGCAGAACAAGGAGGCCAUCAGAUCGGCCAAAGAGGAGAUAUCCGAAUACAGGAGGCAACUGCACAGCAAGAGUGUAGAGCUGGAGUCUGUCCGGGGAACCAAGGAGUCACUGGAGAGACAGCUGAAUGACAUAGAGGAGAGACACAACCAUGACCUUAUCAGCUACCAGGUGGGCCACCUUUUACCGAAGGGGAAACUCGGUUAUCUGGGGUGCAAAUUCCCUAAAAUUGCUUUUAAAUAGAUGAUAGAAUGAUACACGUAUCCAGAUAUAAGUAACAUGCACAAUGUGUGAUAAGACCAGAGAGUUACUUAGAAGUAGUGAAGACUUCCUUGUAAAGUUUUCUCUUUCUGAGAGGUGGAACAAGAUGUUUAAGAUUGUGUUGGGAUGUGAUGUAGAUGUUGUGAAUAUAUGAGAUGUGGUCCAGGAGAGUGCAUGAUGUUUCAGUUCAGUUUAUAGACACGUUUCUCUGUGAACCUAUCUGAUGGCAUUAUGGUUAUUUAUUAAGUUAGUAACUGCUCUGAUAUCUGCAUUUAGUUGGGUUCUGUUAUUCGCUGUUUUUGAUUUAUCAUACAUACCAAUGUGAUAUCUUCCUGCAACCUUAUCCUGUUGGUGGUUUUUGUUUUGGGGGGAGGGGGAGUAGAGGUGCAGGUCAUUGGGGCGCACUGCGCAAUUUGUGCAUGUUCUGCAGUCACGUGCUGGAGUGGGUGUGUUGGGGUUCUGGAAUGCUGAGCAUUAAUGCUGUGUUAUGCAGGGGGUGUGGCGCAAUGGGUGCGCUUGGAGCAGAGUGACGCAGUGUGUAUGACUGUUCUUGACAGAGGGUGUGGUGCAAUGACUGUGCAUGUACUGUGUAUGUGUGCUGUGUAGGGGGCGUGCUGUGAUUUCAUGCAAUAACCCCUUGUGAUCUAUAAGCUGUGUAUUACCAUAAUGCAUUUCUAUACAUUGUGUCAGUGUAGGAGAUGCUGAGGGUUUAGGUGUUAAAGGAGCACCAUUGUGCUCCAAGGACACUGGAGGCAAACUAUGCUCGCUGCAGCCCCCUCUGACUCUCCUCUCCUUUCCGUCUCUCCCCAUCCUCCAGGAAACCAUCCAGCAGCUGGACAACGAGCUGAAGGGAACCAAAUGGGAGAUGUCACGUCAUUUGCGGGAAUACCAAGACCUGCUCAAUGUCAAGAUGGCUCUGGAUAUAGAAAUUGCUGCAUACAGGUACCUGGGCACAGUCUGCAGAAUAUUAAUAGCACUGCAGUAAACCAGCACGAUGCAAACUUUCACAUCCCAGGGUGUGGGAGGGGAACUAGAGGCUAGCCCAGCCUAUAAGAGACCACACACAGAGCAAUGCAGGAGUACCACAAACAUAGAAAAUUCAGCACCCCAAAAGCAAGAAAUCAGGAGAACAGUAACAACAAAAACUCAAUAAAUACAUGAGCAAAAGUUGAAAGAAUACAAGAAUCCACUGUAACAGCGCUAUUUUUUCCUGUAAAAUGAUUACCCAUUUUAUGACAGGUGUACAGUGACCAGGAAUAUUGGUGAAAUAGCUUAGACACCAGGUGCAUAAAAUAAAACUCCUACUUGCCAAGAGAAGCAAUAUACGUUUAUAUUGUUCAAGAACUGAACUAAGUAGCAAAAAAAGAAUUCCCCAUACAUGAAAUAGAAUUACAAAAUUACCCGUAUACAAAUCAUAAAUAUAUAAAGCACUCAGUACAAAACUAUCAUUAAAAAGCACAAGGGCAGUCAAUGGCAGAAUGGAUCCAAUAACACAACUGCCCUAAAAACUAAUGCUGUGAGCUGUUUUGUAUAUCUAUCAAAAAUAAUCAAUUUUCUCUAAGUACAUCUAAACACAUGUAGUUAUCACAUAACAGAAUAAUACAUGUCAGAAUACAUGGCUUCAACCUACAUCAAAGUACAAUAAUCUGAUUAUUAGUUACUGUUACAAAGCAUUUAGAUUUAAACAAGGAGAUAUGUUUAAAGAGUAAUUCCGGGGUAAAAAAUUGAAAAUAAACAGCAACAAUCUAUUGGCAUAUAUAAAAUUAAUCUAUCUGUAUCAGAAUUGCUAUAGAACAAAUAUUCACUGAGUUACAGAAUUUGCAAAGUGGAGAUUUUAAAACUGAGAUACUCUACCAAAAAUUCUUUAAAGCUUUAUAUAGAAAAAACAAACAUUAUUUUAUACCAAUACAUAUGCCAGCAAUGCAGGCAAUGACCAAACAUCACUAUUUAAAAACUAACAAAUGUUUUCCAAAUAUAAAUUCUACAAAAUGGAGGAGUGGGACAUUAUUUUGCACAAUAAUCAGAUGUAUUUAGAUAAUGUAAUAUAAAGGGAAACAGUUAAAUAAUGAUAACUGGGAUGUGAAUUAAAACCAAUGGAAACAUCACAGUCCAAACCAAAGUCAUCUCUAACAAUAUCUAAUACAGGAAGUGCCCUAACUGGGUAGUAACAGGUGGUGCUAACCCCUCCCAAUAUAUAUUUCCUCAGAUAGUAGAAAUAGUGUUAGUUUUAUAUCUAAUGAAAGUACAAAAGAAUAUUUUAUACAUGUGUAAGUAUUGCAAGAAUAUUGAAAUGUAUAUUUUUUUCUUUCCAUAGGAAAUUACUUGAAGGUGAAGAAACACGGUUUUCCACCUUCGCUGGCAUGCACAGUCCUUCUGCUCCUCUCAGACAUGCACCUAUCUCUAUGUCCUCCAGCAGAGUGCAGCAUGUGAGAUCAGAGCCCCCAAGGGUAAAAGUGCAGCACAAGUUCGUGGAAGAGAUUAUUGAGGAGACCAAGGUGGAGGAUGAGAAGUCAGAUAUGGAGGCAGCACUGGCUGCAAUGGCAGAAAGGUUUGCAUCAGGCCUUCUAGAUGAAGACGUAGAAAAAGAAGAAGAGGAAGAAGUUGAAGAAGCAGUUGAAGAAGCAAUUGAAGAAGAGAUUGUAGCAGCUGUAGAAUCUACCAUACAAGCAGCCGCACCUAAAGAGGAAGAGGCAGGUGAGGAGGAGGAGGAAGAGAAGGGAGAGGAAGAAGCAGAGGUAGAAGAGGAGGAAAAAGAAGAAGUAGAAGAAGAAGAGGGUGAUAAAGCUGAGGAUGAGACAGAAGAGGAGGGAGAGAAGGAAGAGGAAGUAAAGGAAGAUGAAGAAGAGGAAGUAAAGGCAGAUGAGGAAGAGGAAGUAAAAGUAGACGAAGAAGAGGAAGAAGGGAAAACCGAAGAAGAAGAGAAAGAUGAGGGAGAAGAAGGGGAUGCUGAGGAGGAAGAGAAAGUAGAAGAAGCAGAGGGUGAGGAAGAGAAGGAGGAUGAAAAAGAAGAACAAGGAGAACAGGUUGAAGAGGUAGAAGAAAAAGAGGAAGGAGAAGCAGAAGAAGCUGGUGAGGCAGUGGCAGAAGAAGAAGCUGGAGAGGAAGAGAAAGAGGGUGAAGCUGAGCAGGAAGCAGAGGAGACAGAAGAAGCCCCAGAGGAGACACAAGAAGAGGAAGUAGUGGAAGAGCCAAUAGUAGAAACUAAAAUAGUUAGAGUCAAAACUGUAAUAGAAACUAGAGUAGUCGAGGUUUCAGAAGACAAGAAAGUAGAGGAGGAAGAGACAGAAAAAGGAGAUGAUGAAGCAGAGGAAAAAGCUGAAGGAGAAGAAGAAGGAGAAACAGAUGAAGUUAAAGAGGAGCAGGAAGAAGGAAAAGGAGAGACAGAGGAAGAAGGAGAUAAGCAGGAAGUAGAAGAAGAAACAAGCAAAGAGGAAGAGGCUGGAGAUGAAACAGAAGAAGUUGAAAAAGAAAAGAAAGUAGAGUCCCCUGAGGAAAAGAUUGAAGAAGAGACAAUAUCUGUCUCCAAAGCAGCCUCUGUAGGAUCACAGAAGGAAGAAACAAAAGAUCAGGAAGAAGAGGAAGACAGUGCACCAAGGGAAGAUGGGAAGGAAGACACUGCAGUGAAUGGAGAUGUAGAGGAAGAGGCAGAAGAGAAAGAAGAGAGUGAGGACAAGGGUGUAGUUACCAAUGGUCUGGAUGAUAGCCCCUCAGAGGACAAGGACAGCAGCAAGAGCCCACAAAAAGUAAUCAUCACCAAGAAGAUUGAGACUACAACCACUGAGGGUGAGGAUGGAACAAAGUAUAUCACAGAGUCAGUAACAGUUACCCAGAAAGUGGAAGAACAUGAGGAAACUGUACAAGAGAAAGUGGUGUCUACCAAGAAAGUAGAAAAAGUUACUUCACAUGCAGUGGUCAAGGAGGUCACUGAAGACAAGUGAGGCAAACCUCAUUAUGUUUCCAGCAAGCAACAGGACUGAAUAAGCCAUAAGAUUAACUGCAUGUAAAGUGUCAGCUUCUAAUGGGCUUCUAGCAGAAGGGGUUCUCUCGUGGGGUGGGGGCUCCAGACACUGUAAUAUUACUUUCUGUGCAAUACUUGGGGGAGGGCAAUGCAUGCUAGCUCCAGAUGUGCCCCUCCCACACAACUUUGGGAAAUUACACAAAAAACAACUGCAUGAUAUGUACAAGGAAGAAAAGUUUUGGGAGUUUCCUAAGUUGUAGUGGGCAAGGGUUAUCGUGGUCUGGGAACUAGAUUCCUAAAGGUUGUGAGCUAAAUUAUGCAAAGAACCAACUGAGCCAAAAAAAGGGGGGAGGGACCAUGAAACGGAACUUUUAUCGCCUUAAUAAAAUGAACCUAUCCUUAUGUUUACCUCACUGGUGCAAUUAACAGACUGCAGGUCAUGGGAGAACCUGGUUGAGUUUAAAACAACCUGCUAUUGAUUUAUGUAAUAGCAAACCUUGCUCAAUAAAAUGUCAUAUUGAAAAAAUAAUUUGAAAUGUCUACUU
Pelobates cultripes (western spadefoot toad) is the source of this 5744-nucleotide messenger RNA. The record is from the annotation of a GenBank genome assembly. Lineage: Eukaryota; Metazoa; Chordata; Amphibia; Anura; Pelobatidae.